AUGUUCUUGUUUGAUUGGGGUACGGUGGAGGCGGGAUUACAAGCCCGCGGCGUUUGGAGAUUAGGGAAUCCCCCUUGUAUAGAGUACGGGUUGGCAAGCCUUAGGCUUUGGUCAAGAGGGUCGAGUUCGUGGGAACGGGCUGACCUGGGCUCUGAUUUGUUCUUAGUCUGGGAUGGCCUAUUCGGCGAACAUCGACAUUUUGUGGCGCUUCUCGGAACGUCUGUGCCUAGGACGCUUGAAGUCAUGAGUGACUGGUUUGUGGAUGAUGAGGGGUCGUGGUUUAGUACUGGGCAAGUGUGGACAGCUGAGUCUGGAUCGUCGAGCUCAGAACCGUCGAGCAAUUCGGAGCACUGGAUCGUAGUGACGGACUUGGAACAGCAGACACUAAGAUCAUGA
Messenger RNA from Microthlaspi erraticum, 396 nucleotides. The record is from the annotation of a GenBank genome assembly. NCBI's taxonomy places the organism in Eukaryota, Viridiplantae, Streptophyta, Magnoliopsida, Brassicales, Brassicaceae.